Molecule: messenger RNA, 625 nt
Organism: Gavia stellata (red-throated loon)
Lineage: Eukaryota; Metazoa; Chordata; Aves; Gaviiformes; Gaviidae
Gene: ANAPC13
Product: anaphase promoting complex subunit 13
Exons: 3
Coding region: 63-287 (74 amino acids)
Biological process (GO): protein K11-linked ubiquitination
Cellular component (GO): anaphase-promoting complex
Source: RefSeq, a predicted model, not a curated record
GUCGGCGCCGAGGCCGCCGCCCGGAGAUGGGCAGGAUUUAGCUGUACUCGCCUGCUACAACGAUGGACAGCGAAGUGCAAAGGGAUGGCAGAAUCCUGGAUCUGAUCGAUGAUGCGUGGAGGGAAGAUAAAUUGCCGUACGAGGAUGUGGCUAUCCCUCUGAAUGAGCUUCCUGAACCAGAGCAAGACAAUGGUGGCACAACCGAGUCUGUGAAAGAGCAAGAAAUGAAGUGGACAGAUCUGGCUCUCCAGUAUCUCCAUGAAAAUGUUCCACCCACGGGAAACUAGUCAAUCAGUGAGAUCUCAUGCAGUGGAUGCAUGAAUGCAAUAUAAAAAAUAUUUUUCCACCGACCAUCGCUGUCAUAAGCUCCUCUAAGGACAAAACAAAGUUUCUGAAAAAGGCUCGGGUUCAAACAAUGGGUCUACUCACAGUGACCAAACACAGUUUAGAAUGCUUCUAUAAUGAGUGUGAAAUAACAACGGCUAUCUGAUACCUCAGAGCUAAUAUCAGAAUGUUUCUCUUAUGUAAAAUUAUUUCAUACCUUCCGUUAAACUGUUCUUAAGUUGGCACCAAUUAUGAUCUUAAAUGUUUUCUACAUGUGAUUAAAGAUGUAGUUUUUACUGUC